Molecule: messenger RNA, 1560 nt
Organism: Seminavis robusta
Lineage: Eukaryota; Bacillariophyta; Bacillariophyceae; Naviculales; Naviculaceae
Source: the annotation of a GenBank genome assembly
AUGAAGAUUGCCUCUCAAAUGAGAUUCUUCCACUUUGCUCUUGUGGGCAUGGCCUUGCUGCUUUCCCGUGUGACUGCCAAUGACAGCGUCAAUGAACCCUCCAACGCCAUCAAGUAUGGAGAUCCCGUCUUCUUUCAGAACCUAGGUGAAUAUCGCAGGUAUGCAACCGGAGGCCGUGGUGGCGACCAUGAUGGGCUUUGGACCAAGGAUCCCAUCACCAGCAAUUCUGAGAGUCAAAAGCUUGAUUACUACCAAUUUAAAAUCCUCACUGCCCAGAAUGGUACACCCAACAGGUGUGUCAAGUAUGGAGAUGUGGUUCACAUUAAAAUGGUGAAAGAUGUCAAGAAGCCAUGGUGGAAGGCAACUGGAGGUAGCAACCGUGACGAAGCCCAUACAAAGGAUCUUGAGUCAAACGACCACAGUGAUGAUCCUGAGGGAUUCAAAUGGGUUCUACGAAGCAAUGCUGGUGAUGGCCUCAUUACCAAGCCAUUUUUCAGUGAUCCUGCCAAGGGCCUCUGUGUGGAAGAUUUGAGUGUUGCUUACAUUCAGAGCCUUUCUCGGGAACAUCGUUGGAUGAAAGGAUCACUGAAUGGUGACAAUAACCAGAUGGCACCUAGGGACAUUUACUCCUCUUCAACUGAACAGACUGAACAUGGAUACCUGUGGACCAUCAGGAAGGAACUUGGUAUGGGUGCUGUUGAAGAUGGUGUCAAGUGCAUGGCCACCAGCAGUGAGGGUGUGUGGAAGUAUCUUCGAUCGGCAACUAGUGAAUCAACAACUGCCACUUGGACAGAAGGAGUUACAAGGAGCAAGGAUCGAUCUGAAGAGCAGACCACAAACUGGGAGGUCAGUGUCACUGCAACAGUUGAAGCAAACUUUGCCUUUGGUAGUGCAAGUUUGUCAUCGACUGCAUCUUAUGGUGGCAGUGCUGCCAGAACUGUGUCUGAAGGCCUUCAAAUGAAUGAAGAGGUAUCACAUUCAGAUACUUGGUAUCAUCAAGGUAUCAUUUGGCAGUAUGUCAUCACAGUGAGGGAUCUUUGUGUUGAGAAUGGAUGGGAUGUCACAUCCAAUGAAGUGUUCCUUACACCGAGUAUGGAUGAGCCACCUUGCUGUCUUCCUGGAUAUUUUGUGUCUCUUGACAACCCUCAUGGCCCCUGUAAGGAUGACUCCCCAUGCAACUGUGCCCCAGAAGUUUGUGAAGGCAACCUCUUGCCCCCAAAGGAGGAUUCAGUUGAAGAAGGUGGAUAUGAAGAGGAUAGCUAUGAAGAAUCAGGAGGUGGAUCCUCUGGCAAGAAAGAUGAUGACUACUACUAUGAUGAUGAUUACUACUAUGAUGAUGACUAUGAUAGCCACAAGUCAUCCUCUGGCAAGCAUGGACUCCAAUAUGAUGGUGAUGGUCCACUGUUUGUCUUAAAUGUGAACCAAGUCAACAACAAUGGUCAUGGUUAUGGCUCUGGAGGAGGUGGUGGUGGUGGUUCAAUGAACAAUGGUGACUCUGACUCUGAAGAAGAUUCCAUGUUUAGUCGCAACUUGCGUGGAGUGCCUGAAACUAAGGCCUAG